Messenger RNA from Pecten maximus, 6293 nucleotides. RefSeq lists its product as uncharacterized. Lineage: Eukaryota; Metazoa; Mollusca; Bivalvia; Pectinida; Pectinidae. Gene Ontology annotation, molecular function: protein binding. The record is from RefSeq and is a predicted model, not a curated record. The transcript has 2 exons. The coding region runs from base 223 to 2862 and encodes 879 amino acids.
AGUACUUUCCAAUGUGUGUAUGCCGCGAGUAUGGCGCGAGUGAAUGUGACGUGGGUAUGAUGUUUACCGAACAUUAAGUUAGCCGGUAACAGUUCGGUAUACACCAUUCCUUAAUUCACAUUUAGCCAUUGGUUUUAUCAACACAUAGCACGAAUGCCAACUUUCGGUUUGGUUCAUGACUGUCCCGGAAGUGAAAUGUAAUUGUUCUCUAAGAGCCAUAAAAUGCCGUGGAAGGAUGUGUUAACAUUUGCUGUACAUAUUAGGGAUUGUCCUACGGUAGUCCGCUUACUCAACGAAGGCCAAUGCCCAGACGGACUGCCAAAUGGAUACCAACCACUACUACAUACAGCGGUAGAGAACAAUGAUCUAGGAAUGACCAAACUUCUACUCGCUCACGGUGCUGAUGUUAACAAAACCGAUAACAUGCAUCAAACGGCAUUAUUUCAAAGUGUAUCGCUUGACGUAGAUGUUGAGAUUUCAGAGGUUCUGAUUAGGGCCGGAGGACUAAUUAACGUUAAAGAUAUGUAUGAAAGAACACCUCUUCAUUACUUAUCAUUUUUUCCACAGGAAGUAAAACUGGCUCUUUUUCUGCUUACACCAAGCAAUGAAUUGCUUGACGCUGUAGAUUACUUCGGAAACACAGCCCUUCAUCUAUGUACCAAACCAGACCAAAGAUGCAAGUCUGGGUGUUUAUCAGUUAUGGAACAGUUGCUGACAGCUGGUGCUGACCCUAACAUACAGGAUAAUAAAGGAAGAAGCGUGUUGCAUCAUAUGUCAACUCAAUACAUGCCCGAGACAAAACUGCUCCUAUCGAAAGCUAAGCGUAUCAACUAUCUCGUCUCGGAUAAAGAAGGCAACAACUUCAUGCACAACCUUAUUGCUAAUCCAGCACUACAACCAUCGUAUCUGAUCGAUAUCUUAGAAUCACCAUUUAUUCCCAAACCAUUUUGGAAGGUUCUCCUCAAUGGCACGAAUAUGUAUGAAUUAUCGCCAUUUGCUAUGUAUUUUGAAACAGCGUUUUGCAACGAAAGCACCGUCUGUAAAAUGAUCGAACUUGGCGCUGAUGUUGAUAUACCAGAUGGAUUAGGUGUAACGCCACUGAUGAAAUCAGCCACUUUUAGUUUGGACGUGACGAAAACAUUGAUUCAAUAUGGCGCUGAUCCGAACUUACAAGAUAUCACCGGGAAAAAUGCCAUUCACCUGGCGAUGAAUUCUGCUAUUGUGUCGUUACUUAUUGAAGCUGGUUGCAAUAUCAACAUGUGUGAUAAAUGGGGCUGUUCGCCGUUACAACAGAGUAUAUUCUCUGCUCAGGACUUAUUUGCCGAUGUAGAUGUACAGACAACACUAUUGAUGCAGGGUUCUGAUAUAAAUCACCAAGAUAUGUAUGGUGCAACGGCAUUGCAUCACGCAGUGUAUGAUGACUCUGAGUUAACUACAAGUCUUCUAAAGAUGGGUGCUGAUAGACGGAUAACAGACAAGAGCGGAAGAACGCCGACGGACGUUGCAAGGCUCCUUGGCCUUACGGAGAUGGAACAUUUUCUUCAACCAAACCAAACAAUAUCCCCUAACGAUGACAAAUCGCUGAGAUACCCUGACGAUAUAAUGGGGGACAACUUGCAAAAGUAUUUGCAUUCUUUUGAACUUGUCAAAAAGGUCGAGAAAGCAUGCGACGAUCUUUUACGAUUCAGAGAAGAGGAUACUUUAAACGACGUCCAUGCAGCAAACCAGAAUAUUAAAAAGGGGGUAACUGCUUUAAUGGAGGAUAUUGCCCAGAGGAUUGGCGAACAUGACGAAAAAUUCUCUAUACAGAUGUAUACCAGCGGCAGUUCAUCUGAAGGAACUAAAGUCGGGCUAUUCAACGAAUUUGAUUUCGUCUUCUGUUUGCCUUUCUUUACAGACAUAUGUGAGAUUGUGGAAGAUAGGUCUGCUGCUUUUUCUGGACUGGCGCGUUUAAAAUGCAAAGAUUUGUUACCUUCAAAAGAGGUGGGGCACUUUUUUGAUGAUGAAGGCUUUCUUUUAUCCUCGGAACUAAGGAAAGAAUGCGGUUCUUUGAUCAAAAGAGUACUACGAAACAAAGAUAUUUGGAAAAGAGACAAUAUCAUGAUGGGUGGAUUGGAUAUUUCAUUUGAGAGAAAUGACACAGAAAAGCCUGUUAUCAACUUUUCGAUAUCAUGGAUCGACAUGGUGCAUAGAAAACUUGAUAUCAGUAUCGAUGUAGCAUUCGGCAUCCAUAAGGCAGGAUGGUGGCCUAAAGGUGUCGAUACUGAAACAAGCCGACUAAUGACGGAUGCGGUAAAAACCACGGGUUGUCUUCUUCUGUUACAGGUACCGGAACAUAGGAGGUGGGAAGGACAACAUUUUCGUAUAUCUUGUUCGCUUAGUGAGAGUCAUGCGAUGGUGAAACUUCCGCAAUAUGUCAAAGACAGCUACAAACUUGCAAAGAUUAUGAAGGAUGUGCUGUGUCCAGGAAUUGACUUCGGAGAUGAUGAGGAUGGAUCGCCUUCAAUUUCGCUAUCGGCAGCCGAUGUAAUCAGUUCGUAUAUUUUGAAAAACUGUCUUUUCAAUGUUGUAGCAGAAGGCUACUUUGAUUCUAUUCCUGAAACAAACGAAAGCAUACAAACCAGGAGAUAUGUUAUUAACAGCACGACAGAGAUAUAUAAGCGCUUAUUAAUGGCGUCUAAGGCACAAGCUCUGCCCUGUCACUUCCUUCCGAAGGUUGAUCUCUUUAGAUACAAAACCGUGAAUCUUGAAGGUUUUGAAGAGGACACGGAUGAUUUCUUAAUGGAUCUUAACAGGACCACCAACAUAAUGUUAACUUACUGCAAAGUGAUCCUUGGUUGUCUCGGGAUUUUCGAUAUCUAAUUUAAACACGUGUUUUCAAUUUGGAUACAAAACUGUUUUAGUGAACAUUGCUAAUACAAAUCACAAGUCUAUACAUUUAAUUCAAUGUGGUUUGGAGAGCGAAAAGACAAAUUAAAUUCAGCAAUAUACUUUAUGUAUGCAUUAUUUUAGGCGGGGCCAUUUAAAAAACUUUCUGGUAUAUCUCCACGUCAUCUAACUAUAUAGUCCAGGCAAAAUGGAAAAGUGAUUACAUAAGCAACGAAAUAAGACUGAAAUUUAUACCGAAUAUGUAUGUAUGUAAUUAAUCUCAUUCGAAUUAUUAUUUUGAACGUUGAAUAAAUAACGUUAAUGAAAUUACAGAGAUUCAAACGAUCAACGGAACUUGAAUCGUUUCUAUUUUGUUCCAUGCUAUUUAAAUCCGAUUUGAUUUGACUUUAUAUUUGGCGUCGUUGCAACUGUUUACUUAUGAAGUAUGAUAAAUUUGUCACAAACUACAGAAAUAAAAAACAAUAUUGGUAUGAUUAUACAUUCGUACAGUGCAUACAUAUAAAUAUUUCACAAACCCAGUGCCUUUCCGUCCUACUUAUUUAAGAUCCAUUCGUUUCACCACGUAGACUAAGAAGACUUGUUGAUAAAAAAACAGCAUUUCAUUAAUGUUGUGGACUUGAUGUGUUUCUUUGUAGUUUUUAUCUAGUACUGUAUUUAAUUGGUAACUUUAUUCUAGAAACUGAUGUCUAUUUCAAUUAUUGCAUCCUCUUAACUGUGUUACCAAAACAAGGGUACAAAAUCAUUCUCUUUGAAAACCUUACUGUAAACGUACAUAUUUUAGCGUACUCAAAAUUUAGCGGAAAACAUAAUUUAUACACAUUCGCGCAGUGAAGAAUUAGUGCACUAUUAAUGCUUGACAUAGAAAACAAUGUACAGAAAGUUCAAUUAGCACCACUAUAAUUAAGCGGAAGGUUUCCAACGCGAAAAUAAGAUUAACUCUAAUAUAUGUACGUUUACAGUAAUUGAUUACAAUAUAUUUAACAAUUCAGAAUGUUUAUAACACUGAUGGAUAGAGCAAUAUAGAUUAUUUUGUACAUUUAUGUAAACCUGCAAAUCUUCUUCUGCCGUCCUUUUUUCUGGGACGUCUCCCUCCCUAUGUCGUUUGUUUGAUUUUUUUUUAUAUAGGCCGAUGUUAAGAUGUCGAUCUGUAUCAUAGCUCUUUAUUCGUCAUAUCUCAGCGCCUGAAAGUCAACGCUAUACCAAGUGUUUAAAAGGAUUCUUUGCCCAGUCCCCUGUGUCUGUUUCUUCCUUUUCUUAGCCGUGACCGUCUUUCCACGCUUAAGAUGGCCAUAAGUUUUGUUAAAGCAGAUUACUAUGAGUGAUAUGUAUUCACAUAUUGCAAAAUUCCGUGUGAGUCAAUGUUUGUUCAGUGUUCAUACUUUAUAACUACGAAUUUAGUUAUAUAUCGAAUUACAAAAAUGAAUUGUUUACAUAUUAAAAAACAAAAUGCAAAUAUAAUUCUUCAGCCUGAUCGAAAAAGAAAUGUAUUACGAUCCUGCAAGCGUUUAUCAUUAAGUAAGCAGUGAGUAUAUUGCAACUAAUGCUAUACUGAUAAAUUCCACCUAUACCCUUGAAAACACAAUGUAUCUUUGUUCCGAAGUUAAGAAAUUAAUAUUGUGUAAUAGUUUUCAGUUGCUCAGAAGCUAAAUUAUUUAGAAAGAGUGGUCAUAACAAUAACAAAUCCUCCUCAAACGUACUUUUAGAAAGGCAUGUUUUUGGUGUAUGCUUAUAUCAGAACGCAAAAUGUUUCUAAAUGGAAUGUCAGCUGUAAUUUUGAAUCAUAUUUAAAACUUCUCGCUAAAUUAAGCAAGGAUUUACAUCAUAUACUUAAAUAUGCUGUAUAAUAAAAUUUAUUUGCAGGUGCCUUUGAAAUAUGUAUUGCAGCUUCUUAAAAAUGAAAAAUAAUAAAUAUUGACCAUUGCGUAAUUCUCCCAACUAGCUAUGCAGUUUUAGACAGCAUUCUGAUUUAUUUUAGAGUAAAGGGUAUCUUAAUGUAAUGCUAUCACUGAAGAAAUAGACCAAUUCAUCCGAAGCAUCAGCCUUUUGUUGCCUGGUUGAGGUAGGAGAUACGAUCGAAUUUCUGAACUUUUUUCAGUAGAACUACACUGUAUUUAUUGAUAAAUUCAUAAUUAAGGUACUUUUAACGUUAACGUCUUUUGUUCAAUCACACGUGAAAACCUAUAAGCAAAGUAUGAUAUUAGUAACUAAUGUCGGUUAAUGAAGUAUAAAGACGUUCAAAAGUAUGUGGUAUGUUGUGCAGUUGUAACGAUUAAAUACAGGGAAAUGAUAUGUUAUAACAUUUGCAAAUUGCAGUAUUUCGAAUUCGAAUACCUGGUCAUGUAAUCUGUAUGGCUAAGUGGGUUUAUUAUAUUUCUAGAUGUAAUCCUGAAAUAUUCAACGCGUUGUUUGCAUAUGUUAUUUUUUGCAGUCGCAUUGUAUUUAUCAUGUUUACAGUGACACUAGUUUGUACAGCAAUACAAAUGUAUAGUGGUGUGGCUAGAGUUGAUAUGACCAACGCAGAAACUGAGGUCUCGACAGGAUUCAUCAGGCUACCAGGAAACUGAAUAGGUAUGUGUGUGAGGGUGUAUAUAUGUUUAUCAGAAUAUAUACACAGUUAAAGGAGUUUGCAUGGUUUUCUAUGUAUUUAUCUUUGUAGUUGUUGAUGAUGAAAUUAUGAAGAUUAUCAGUAUGAUGAUGAAAUUAUGAAGAUGAUUAGUAUGAUGAUGAGAUUAUGAUGUUGAUAAGUAUGAUGAUGAAAUGAUGAUGAUGAGAGUAUGUUCAUUUGUAUGAUGAUGUGAUUAUGAUGGUGAUGUGAUUAUGAUGGUGAUGAUGUGAUUAUGAUGAUGAUGAGUAUGAUGAGGAUGCUAUUAGGAUGAUGAAAGAUCUUGAGGAUAUUAUGAUCAUGAUGAUAAUUGCAAACCAUACAUUCUGGAACUGAUGUGUGUGUACGUGUGUGUGUGUGAGGUUUUUAUCUAUUUAUAUAUUAAAAAUGUCUUCAAAAAUUCAAAAAAAAAAAGGAUACAAAUGUAUACACUUUAGUUAUACCAAAAGUACUUGCAGUAGCUAGUACAAAAGAGAACACAACCACAACAUUGUUUUGAUGCUGCAUGCAAGCUUUAUUUGCGUAAGCAUAGAAACAGUUGAUCGUCAAAGUCAACUUACUUUACCUGAGACUCACUUUUCAAAAUAUACGUGAAGAUAAAAAGUGUAUUUACAUCGCAAACUCAUCAUGUAGUAUAAACAUAAUAAGUCCCAAAUUAUUGAUAUGUAUAGUGAUUGAUUGGAGUAGAAUACCUUGUCUAGGUAUUACACAUUAGUUAAAAUAAAUUUUAUCGUAUGUCGUAAUUUUGUAACCAUAUUCCAUUGAAUAUAUUAAAAACAGUUAGUAAUACAAUUAGACAAUC